Molecule: messenger RNA, 882 nt
Organism: Colletotrichum tamarilloi
Lineage: Eukaryota; Fungi; Ascomycota; Sordariomycetes; Glomerellales; Glomerellaceae
Product: phosphoribosylglycinamide formyltransferase
Exons: 3
Biological process (GO): 'de novo' IMP biosynthetic process
Cellular component (GO): cytoplasm
Molecular function (GO): phosphoribosylglycinamide formyltransferase activity
Source: RefSeq, a predicted model, not a curated record
UUUUCGUUUCACCCACACUUGGACAUCCAAAUUGGUCACAGAAACGGCGAGAUCCGUCUCAACCAGAAUAUCUCGAGAGUUACCCCUCCAAGGAAAGAAGACUCGAACUCACUUCUACUCGCCCCUAAAUCAAGGCAACUCACUCGAACCCAGUAUCUCACACUCACACUCACAUUCACCAACAUCACACAUCUAACCAUGUCGUCACCAUCCACCACCGAAACCUGCCGCCUCGUGGUCCUCUGCUCCGGCUCCGGCACGAACCUGCAAGCCAUCAUCAACGCAGUCGCCGACGGCACCGUACCGCAAAGCAAGAUUGAAAAGGUCAUCGUGAACCGCAAGACCGCCUACGCCGUCCAGCGCGCGGAGAAGGCGGGCAUCCCGACGCGGUACUUCAACCUCGUCUCGGGCGGCUUCACGGCCAAGGGCGAAAAGGACGAGGCGAAGCUGCGCGAGGGCCGCGGCCGGUACGACGCGGCGCUGGCCGAGCUCGUGCUGCAGGACAAGCCGGACCUCGUCGUCCUCGCCGGGUGGAUGCACGUGUUUAGCGCGCCGUUUUUGCGGCCGUUGGAGGCUGCCGGGGUUCCGGUCAUUAAUCUUCACCCGGCGCUGCCUGGCCGUUAUGAUGGUGCCAAUGCGAUUGGAAGGGCAUACGAAGAUUUCCAGGCCGGCAAGCUUGAGAACAACCGGACCGGAGCAAUGAUUCACUAUGUCAUUGAGACGGUGGACCGUGGAGAGCCUAUCCUCAUUGAGGAGGUUGAGAUUCGCUCGGGUGACAGUCUGGCAGAUGUGGAAGAGCGUAUGCACAGCGUCGAACACGGUCUCAUUGUCAAGGCCACCGCAAAGGUCGUGCAGGAGAUUUUGGAAAGGAAGAAGCAAUAG